Molecule: messenger RNA, 291 nt
Organism: Laccaria bicolor S238N-H82
Lineage: Eukaryota; Fungi; Basidiomycota; Agaricomycetes; Agaricales; Hydnangiaceae
Exons: 3
Coding region: 1-291 (96 amino acids)
Source: RefSeq, a predicted model, not a curated record
AUGUUCUUUAAAUUCGCUCUCAUCGUCACUGAGUCUGCUUGCGCUCUCGCUGCCGUUGCCACUCCUACCUCGGGCGAUGGAGGUCUCACUCCGUGCCUAGUCGGAAAUCUCGUGUGCUGCCGGUUUACCUUCCGUAUCGGCGUUGAGGGUUCGUCAACUGCAUUUCCAUUACUGAUGAAUUUUCUUGCCCUCAACAUGUCCUUUGCUGCGACAGUAACAUCAUCAAUGGCAUUGCUUAUACUCAUUGCUACCCCCUGGUUUAAACUUAUAAUUUGCCCAUCUGUCUCUUAG